UCGAUUCAACACUUUGGCACUCUGCUGUCCUUCAUCGACACAUAAGCACACAUACCUCUUACCCAAGCGCAGCACCGCAGGCUUGAAAGUAUACAAAGCUGAUCUCGAAGAACCACUCAAUCAGAACUGCUUUGGACAGUUUUGUCGGUCCCUGAUUCCACUUUGAUCGAACAUCACAUUCCUUCUUUUGAUCGUUUUCACCUUCGACCUACCAAGAACAUUACACGGUCGUUCACCUCAUUUGCGACUCGUUUUAUCGUUUUUGAUUCCUCCUUUUUAGUUUCUCAACUACCCUCACUCAUUCGCUUUCCAUAUUCUGGAGCUCUAUCGUUCAGACACUGGUAUCUUUGAUUUUUCAUCACUUUUCAAGCAUCAAUGACUUUUGCCACUCGCUCAGCGGUGGUCUUCUUGGCCGGCUUGCUCGGUUCAUUUUCCGCCAAUGCACAGCAAAUUCCAGGUGUUACACGGAGUUUCUAUGGGAUGGCUUACUCUCCUGAAGGUGCCUUAUUGCCCAACUGUGGGGCUACUCAGGCCGCUGUAACCCGAGACAUGGCCAAUGUCGCUCAAUUCACCCCUCGUAUUCGUCUCUAUGGGUCGGAUUGCAAUCAGACUGCUUUAGUCCUUCAGGGUAUCAAGGAUGCCGGCAACGUUGACCUCAGUGUCUGGCUUGGAAUCUUCAUUGACGGAAACGACACUGUUUACCAACGUCAAAUGGACGCUGUCACCGAUGCCAUCAAGAACUAUGGUGUCGACCACAUUGCCGGUAUCACCGUUGGAAACGAGUACUUGCUUCUUUCCUAUGGGGACAGUGGGUCAGCCACUGACCCUAAAGGGGUUGCCGCUCGAACAACAUUGCUGAACUACAUCAAAAAAACCAACCAAACUCUCCAAGCCAUGAAACUCCCCAAAUCAAUUCCACUCGGAACUGCUGAUGCCGGAAGCGCUGUGACCAAAGAGCUUUGCGCUGGUGCCGACUAUGUCAUGGCCAACGUACAUCCUUGGUUUGGAAAAGUUCCGAUUGCCGAUGCUGCUACAUGGACCUGGCAAUUUUAUCAGGACUUUGAUGUCAAGAUCUGUGCUCAAGCACCCAACAAUCCCAUCAUGUACAUUGCCGAGACUGGUUGGCCCACAACGACCGACAAUGCAUCGAUGUCAGCCGCCUGGCCCAGUGGACCCUCUAAUGCCAACUUGCAAACCUUUUUAGACACUUUCAUCUGUCCCGCCAACGCUAACGGAACCAACUACUUUUUCUUCGAGUACAAAGAUGAAAUCUGGAAAAAGGUGUAUGGAGGUGUCGAACCAUACUGGGGAUUGUUCGAUACAAACUUGAAGUUGAAAGACUUGAAAUUCCCAAGCUGCCCUGUUCAAUCUCCAACCAAUCGCGCGGUCGUGGUUUCUUCGAGCGCUGCUACCAACACUGGUAGUGGCAUCACACCGAUCCAAGGUAGCGCGAAGAAGUCUAGUGCUCCUCGUCGUGAGAUGCAGCCAUUGAUCAUGAGCUCUCUGCUUAUCAUCAUUGGGCUCCUCGUGCUAUUGUAAACUUAUCUGCAUGUCUGCUACCUACAUUUGUCAGUGUCGGAUGGGUUACAUGCGUUCACACUAUGAGCUUUUGUCCUUGUCAUAGUCGGAUAUUCAAUAUUAUCCACCUUGUUCCUCUACAUGGGCCAUGUGCACAUUCCGAAAUAUCAGCAUAUCUUUCGAAUAUCUUACCUUCAAAUCAGAUUAACUUUAACUUCUCUCAUAUAGCAUCUAUACUCGGAAUCUCUACGUAUUGAGUUUGUAAAUUCCAAUAUCGUAACUCUUUAUUUGCGAACGUUUCUUUUCACCUUUUUACUGCAACACUUUCAUGUUAGUUUCUCGGAUCUAUCCUUUAGUUGAUUAAAUGAAUUCAUAUUCUGGCCCAAGUGAGUGUGACAUUCUAUGAAGUGACCAAGUUUCUUGUCGAGUAGCUGU
Messenger RNA from Melampsora larici-populina 98AG31, 1953 nucleotides. Its product is annotated as family 17 glycoside hydrolase. The transcript is spliced from 12 exons. The record is from RefSeq and is a predicted model, not a curated record. NCBI's taxonomy places the organism in Eukaryota, Fungi, Basidiomycota, Pucciniomycetes, Pucciniales, Melampsoraceae. The coding region runs from base 376 to 1539 and encodes 387 amino acids. Gene Ontology annotation, biological process: carbohydrate metabolic process. Gene Ontology annotation, molecular function: hydrolase activity, hydrolyzing O-glycosyl compounds.